Messenger RNA from Morone saxatilis (striped sea-bass), 3736 nucleotides. Its product is annotated as espin-like protein. Bases 70 to 3192 code for a protein of 1040 amino acids. Gene Ontology annotation, molecular function: actin filament binding. Gene Ontology annotation, biological process: actin filament bundle assembly. Lineage: Eukaryota; Metazoa; Chordata; Actinopteri; Moronidae. The transcript has 11 exons. The record is from RefSeq and is a predicted model, not a curated record. Gene Ontology annotation, cellular component: cytoplasm.
ACUUGCUGGGAUCCAAAGCGCUCCAGGGAGCUUGUUCUGCGUGCCAUAACCUACUCAUAGCAGCCAGGGAUGGUGCUUCAUCGGGCCAUCCAGGCGGCUCGAGCAGGGGAUCUCGCCACCCUGAGGGAGCUGGCAUCCUCUGGUCACCUCGCACCUGCCAUCACUGAUGCACAAGGUGCUGGCCCAGUGCACCACGCAGCAAGGUGUGGACGCCUGGAGUGCCUGCAGUUCCUGGUGGGCGAGCUGGGGCUGGCGGCUGAUGCCCGGGCCUUGAACAGGGCCACACCGGCACAUGAUGCAGCAGCCACUGGCCACAUCCGGGAACUGCAAUGGCUGGUAGACCAAGGAGGCUGCAACACUAAGGAUAAGGAUGCUGCUGGUGCCACCGGGCUCCACCUCGCAGCCCGGUUCGGUUGUGUGGAGGUCAUUAGGUGGCUGCUUUCUGUUGGGGGAGGGGCCGAGGUGGAGACAAACUGUGGGGCUGUACCUGCUCACUACGCCGCAGCCAAUGGGGACCUCACCUGUUUAAAACUUCUGGUUCAGCAGGCACCUGGGAGUGUGAACCGCCAGACUGUCAUCGGUGCUACUCCGCUCUAUCUGGCCUGCCAGGAAGGCCACCUGCACGUUGUGGAGUACCUCGUGAAUGUCUGCGGGGCUGACGUCCACCUGAGGGCCCACGAUGGCAUGACCUGCCUGCAUGCUGCUGCUCACAUGGGCCACCAAGCUGUGGUGGUGUGGCUGGUGACCUGUACUGAUGUCAGCCUUUCCUGGCAGGACAGAGAUGGAGCGACUGCUCUGCACUUUGCUGCCAGCAGAGGGCACUAUUGCAUCUUGGAGAGGCUUCUUCACAUGGGUUCAAAGGUCAUCAAGGAUUACUGGGGAGGGACCCCACUACAUGAUGCUGCAGAAAAUGGAGAGCUGGAGUGCUGUAAAAUCCUCUUGGCCAAUCAAGCAAACCCUGCAGACCAAGAUAUUGACGGGUUCACAGCUGCAGACUUGGCAGAAUACAACGGACACCAUGAAUGUGCCAGAUACCUCUGUGCCAUGGAGAAAAAUACAGCCUGUGCAGAUAAGCCCAUCGAGGUGAUUGCGCCAGUGGGGGAGGAAGUGAAGGUGAAGCCGGCUGUGUUGUUUCAGCGCAGCAGGGAGGACUACUACGGCUGCCUGAGUGAGACAUGCAGGGACAGUUACAGCAGUAACACACCCAUGGAUAGUUUAAAGCAACCUGAGAGUGAGGAGUCCCCGCAGGCGAGAUACCCUCAGCCACCCUCUACGCCUCCCUUACCUUCUGCUUCGUCCGCACCCGGCCAGCCGGAGAAAACGGCUUCUAACAGAAUAGAGCAGGUUCAAAUCGCGACAUCUGUUAUCAAAGGUUUCAAUCAGCCCAAACCCACUGGGAGUGAGAUAACUGUCGCUUCUAAUAAGACGAUGUUGCCUGAGCCAAAUCUCCUGGGCGAAAGAAAGCUUCUCGGCGACAUGAAAUCCAUUAAAUCCUUGAAACAAUCAGGGCUAUCAGGAGUUUUCACUGGACAGGCAAACAAGAUGGUGGUCCUGCCCACUGAGGAGGCCAACUUGUCAGACAUCGACUACCUGGUGCCCACUCAUGAUGAGAGAGGCCGUCCCAUUGCUGAGUGGAAGAGGCAAGUCAUGGUGAGACAGCUGCAGGCCCGGCUGCUGGAUGAGGAGGAUCAGAGGAGGAAGGAAAAUGGGAACAGAUAUGCCAAAGUCACCUGGAGGUACUCCCAAGCCCACAACGCCAUCCUGGGCCCCUCUGGUGAGCUGCUGGCUGAGGAUGACCUCAUCUAUCUGGAGCAGCAGAUUGCCAACGUCUCCAUGCAGAGGAACUGUGAAGGCUAUGAGCUGGAGCUCGCUCGUCUAGCUGAGGAGCUCAGGCACAUCCUGCCAGCUCCCAUAGUGAACAUUACCGUCAACACACAAUUCAGAAACUUCUCGAGUCAAGUUCCUCUGCCUGUAUGGUGUGGCCGCAUCUCGGGCAUCGUAAAGAGCAUGUCUCUGCUCAUGACCAACCUGACAGAUCAGCCCUACUGCAAGAUGCCUAAUACAGAACUGAUCACUGUGUUCUCUCAGACGCCAGACAGACAGAACUCCACCAGGGGACGCCGGGAGAAGAUAGAGGAUGAAAUCCAUCAGUUUGGGGUGUCUGUAAGGACUCUGAAAUCUAAUUUUGAGACGCAGAACUCAUCUUUGUCGGAUGAGCCGGAAGAGGCCGUCAUGUUAACUUCUUCCCUACAGCUUGAGGCCACAGAGUCAGACAAACAGCCUAAAGUGUUAAGUCCAGCCCCUGAAACCGACCAGAACAGUGACUCUGGCAUUGACUAUGAUGAAAAUUUUGCAGAUGUUCUAGAGACCACCAGCCUGAGAAAGGAGCGUAUAGUCGUGCUGUUCUUAGGUCACUGGAAGAAAUCUGCCUACACUGUGACGCUGAAGAGCAAGGAUGCCGCAGAGAGGAAGAUGAGUGGAGGAAACCUGGGGAUGGGUGACAAAUCCGGGUCAAGUCGUAGGGGCAGCGUGGAGAGUGCCCAGUCAAAGAUGAUGAACAGUUCCCUGGGACAUUUCUUCAAGCAGAGGAGUGCUGUCAACAAGAUGCUGGGAAACUGGAGGAACAUGAUCUCCAGUGUCCCGUCCAGGCAGAUACGCAGGCUCCACAGACAGCAGGCCCUCUACUCCCCAGAGCACUUCCUGCCUCGUCUGGAUGGCGUGCCGGUGGAGUACGACAACCUGACCUUGGAUCUCUUCAUGCUGGGCUACUUUCACAUCCUGGAGCUGGAGCUGCCUGUGGAUGAACGCAAAAUGAGGCACCUGCUGUGUUUCGAGGUGUUCGACCACGUGGGCAGCUUUCCCUGGGAGAUGGUCAGGGACUUCCACAAGGCCGUUAUACAGGACAUUGAGGCUGGGAACCGCGAGUGGAAGGAUGGCUUCGAGGACAUUAAAGUGAAGUUCUUUGGAAACACUGUGAGUCAGUCUGAAAGCACUGUGGAAGUGGUGAAACAUAGCCUCCCAGAGGUUAGACAGGUCCCCAAAGUCUUUGUGCAGACACCCACACCUGAUGAGGGAAUGCUACACAAAGGAACUGACAUUUCCAGUUUCAGCAAUGAUGAAAUCUGUAAAUACAUCGACCGUAGUUUUGCUUUUUGGAAAGAGAAAGAGGCAGAGAUUUUUGAUUUUGAGUAGUUGCUUGUUUAAUCUUUUUGAUAUUUUUGUAUUGUUUGCAGUUAGAUGACAUUAGGGCUGGGUAUCAAACCUAAAAACUGUUUCAAUUUAGAUUUGAAUAAUUGUAAUUGUCAACUAUCCAGUACCGAAAGCUAGCACAGAAUGUUUAGCCACAUCCAUAGCGUUGUUUACCUAUUUGAUCAGAUGAUACCUGAUUUGAAUAUUAAUUUUGUUAAUUUUAUAUUGUAUUUUUUGUGUGUUACAAAAAUUAAACUCUAAUGCAUUUCAGAAGUUUGGACUUUGUUAGUGAAACAUGUUUGAAUGUAGCAAUAUAAGGUAUUUAGCAGAUAUUUUGGUACUGCUAUCAAAACUCAGGAAUCUAAUUGGCAACAUAUUUCAAACCGUACCCAGCCCUAUAACAAAGCCCUAUAACAAAAGCCAGAGUGCAGAGAGUUCUAGUGUGUUUUCCUGAGAGUCAACAUCUUUGUUUUGAGAUGAAUUAAGCUUUAAUGGUAAAUAUUCCUAAAACAGCCUAGAAUCAGUGAUCUGGCAUUAUUAAAAAAUA